Messenger RNA from Aegilops tauschii subsp. strangulata, 7529 nucleotides. RefSeq names its product protein ROS1C. Gene Ontology annotation, biological process: chromosomal 5-methylcytosine DNA demethylation pathway; base-excision repair. The record is from RefSeq and is a predicted model, not a curated record. Gene Ontology annotation, molecular function: DNA N-glycosylase activity; 4 iron, 4 sulfur cluster binding; DNA demethylase activity. Lineage: Eukaryota; Viridiplantae; Streptophyta; Magnoliopsida; Poales; Poaceae.
UCUUUUUUUUUUAAAUAAGAAGUUUAAGGAGGGCUCUACUAGGUGCCGUUAACUUCUUGAGAUAAGAAGUUAAAUGAAGGCUCGACUAGGUGCCAUUAACUCCUCAAGAUAAGAAGUUAGGAUCGGUUAGAGAUGCUUUAAUUAAGUAGAGAGAUCGCAGGAGACACAUCCUUCUCCCUUUUCCUCUGGUCGCCGCCGUUGUCGUUCGUCAACAAACUCGCCGCCGCUUUGCUCCGCGCCUCCGCCGCUCCGCCGCUCCCUCCCCUCUACAGCUCUGCCUCUCCCGCUUCCCGUUCUCGCGCCCUCCCCUCUCUCGGCCGGAUCAAUCUCUUCUCCGGCAGAUUGGACAGCACGGUGCCACCCCCCAAAUCCGCCGCUCUGUUUCCAGGGGUUUGCGGAGAUUCGAUUAUCCACUUCUCUGCUCCGGUUGCGGAAGAAGCAGGUAAAUCCUGCAAUGAACCAAGAAAACGCUCCUGGCAACACGCCAUUGCUCCCGCAGGGCGCCAUGGCCUGGCAAAAUCUUGCUGCCACAGCCGUAGCGAUGAGCGGCGCCGCCGAGCAAGACAGUGGCUCCUCCGUCUGGCCGCCCCAUAACCUGCCUGCACCAAUGCUGACCGGAAGGCCACUACCUCAUACGUCCACUCUAGUUCCUGCCCUGCCCGGCAUCGCAGGAGAUUCUGAAGAUGAUGCUUCUAUUCAGUUUGCUCCAAGGGAUUUCUUGUCACUUGGAAGGGACUCGGAUUUUGCUGCCAAUGAUAUGGCCAUAGAUCCUUCAAUAGUACUAGCAGUUCCAGUUAAUUGCACUUCUGAACAUCCACCAAUACAUCUUCAGGCAAAUGGUUCAGAUGCAGAAGCACUCAGAAUUGGAAUCCAAGCAGAUGAUAGUCAACAAUCGUCAUCAUCAUCAGCAGCAGGUCUAUCUGAUAGCAAUUUUAAAUUACAAUCAACUAUUCCUGCAAAUACUAAUAAUGAAUUGGCUUCACUGCUUGCUGAAGGUGUAACUGAUCAGAACAUGCAAACUUAUCAGCAGACACGAGAAAAGCUCAAGACACAAAGCCAACUGAAUGAUCACACACCUCUGUCAGCAGCAGCAGCAACUGCAUUCAAGGAAAAUGAGGAUGCCCCUGCAGGAAAAGUGAAUCCCCGGAGGAAGAAACAUAGAGCCAAGGUAAUACGUGAAGACAAGCAAACCAAGAAGCAAAAGCCUGCUGUUACAACACCAGAAGGAAAACCACCAAAUCAGAAAGCCAAGAGAAGUUAUGUCCGGAAGAAAAGAAAUCUCAGCUCUCUGGAGAAUUGCUCGGGACCUGUUAGUGACCAAUCAGUCUCUAGGGGAGCAGAAGAUGCUGCUAGAAGCAGAGCUGCAUCAGUCCGAAGAAGGUUGCAGUCCGAACUUUGUGAACAGGGAGUGCUGAGAGGCAAAUCAUCAGCUGGCAACUCAGGCCACCACGUUGAGGAAAAACUCAUUCAUGCUAAAAGCUCUUUCUGUUCGACCGCCACUGUAUCAAUUGCGCAGGGUGCACAUGGACUGCACGUGGACAUGGAAAAUUCACCAGGAGGAUUAGCUUUUGGCAUGAUUCACGAGAUGAACAAACUGUUAGAUGAGUACAUACAUUUGCCAGAGAUGGCGACAAAUUGUACACAAGAAGUUUCGCCUGCAACUUCUGGAUGUUUUAGCAGGGAGCCAACAAGAACACAAGACAGUGUAGGAAGCACUCAUGGUCUUGAUGCCGCAAGGAUUGGGGUUACCAUACUGGAAGGGAACAACAAGGACUUGGAGGUUAACGACUCUAACAACGCUGGUCUUUCUAUGCGUCGAUCAGCUACGUCUGUACCUGAAACAACAUCCACAGAAAGUCAGAUGACUAAGGUGUCGAGAGUGGAGAAAAAGAAGCAUCAACAACGUAGAGAGAGCAAGUCCUCUCUAGCCGGCUCACGGGACUCGAUCAUCUUAAGGACUGCCGCUCAGAUGCUAGGAUUUUGUCAAGCUGGUGGAAUAAAAAAGAAGCGAACAGUCCGGGUCCGCAGGAUUUCAUACGUUCCUAUAAUGAAUGUUGAGAUGAAUAGGGCAAAAGUAUUGCCACGGUUAUCUCAGUCAUGCCUGGAGGCCCUGUAUGGAAGACCCAGUUUUAAACCUUUUACCAAGAAACGUUCACGAAGGGUACGACGUCAUUACGGCAGAUCAGAGGGAAUUUUUCAGCCUCCGAAUAAUAGAAAAUUCUACCAUGAUAUUUAUUAUGAAGCAACAGGAAAAAGGUCACAAAACUUACGAUAUACGUCAACUCCAUAUAUGGAUUUCCAUCGAAGAGUUGCAUCAGGGCUGAAAUAUCUCGAUUUGAACACCGAGCCUGUACAUACAAAUGAGAUGUAUCCAUCUCUGACCACAUCCGCUGUUGUCCCUUUUGGAGCAACAGGUAGUCUAUCAAAUUCUCUUGUACCAUUUGGUAGUCAGAUGAUCUUCCCACAUGAGUGGCCGUUGGAUUUAGUCAAGAAGCAGCGCCCUCGAGCUAAAGUUGACUUGGAUUUUGAGACAACAAGAGUUUGGAACCUCUUGAUGAGGAAAGCAACUGAUGAGCCUGUAGAUGGGAAUGAUGUUGAGAAAGAGAGGUGGUGGCAACAAGAAAGAAAAGUUUUUCAAGGUCGUGCUAAUUCAUUUGUAGAACGCAUGCGUCUAGUUCAAGGGGACAGGCACUUUUCUCCAUGGAAAGGAUCAGUAGUUGACUCCGUAGUAGGGGUUUUCCUCACUCAGAAUGUGUCUGACCAUCUUUCCAGCUCUGCGUAUAUGUCACUUGCUGCAAGCUUUCCUCCAAGGACAGUUAAUAGCAAUUGUAAGGAUGGUAUUAUCAGUCAAGGCGAUGAGGAAAUAAUUAGCACAGUUGCAGUAGGAGGGGUAAGAAUCUUUGACUCUUUUGACAACGGUGCAAGACCAGAUCUAAGAGAGAACUUUGAGGAGCUGUCAAUAACCAAUGACAAGAUACAUGUAGAAACAAAGAACAAUGCUAGUGCUUAUGAGUUGACUAAAGGUGAAAAUUAUUCCUUCUACUCCAACGAAGCAAAUGAAGAUUUAUGCGACCACCAAGAGACAGAAGUUAACCCCAAAGCACAACAAUUUCCAGAUUUCUCCAUCGAAUUAAUAACAUCAGAAAGAAGCUCAAGAGCGAUACAGUUCCAGAAGGAUAUGUCAUCUUCUCAAAGUGUUAUAAUUUCGGAAACUAUUCUUGAGUCACAAUUAUCGAGUUCUGGGGAUAAUCCUUCACCUAACAGUUCUGUUGGUAGCGUCGGUGGUGCAGCUUCUCAGCAGCUGGGAAGCAAUUUCGAUUCAUUAGCAGGAAAUGAUGCCUCAACCAAGGAACUUGAAUGCCAAAGAAUCAAAACAACAACAGUAAAUGAUGAUGGUGCAAGUCAGCAUGGAAUUCCCUCUACUUUUGAAGCAUCAGAUUUCCAGGAGCAUGAAUCACUCUCUAUCACUGGUGGAACGAUAGCAGAAACAGCAAACACGGUGGAUGAAUCUACUGUCAAAUCUAGUUUUCCUUCCUAUAAUGGAGGACCAGAUAAAGAAGCAAGACCAAAGAAAACAGGAACCACAAGGAAAGAAAAAACUGAAAACUUCGAUUGGGAUAAACUUCGAAGACAGGCUUGUGCUGAUGGCCACAUGAAAGAAAGAAAGUCUGAAAGAAGAGACUCUGUUGAUUGGGAAGCAGUACGGUGUGCAGAUGUACGAGCAAUUUCUAGCGCCAUCCGGGGACGAGGAAUAAACAAUGUUUUGGCAGAGCGAAUCCAGGAGUUCCUGAAUCGAAUGGUAAGAGAUCAUGGAACCAUUGAUCUGGAGUGGUUAAGAGAUACCCCCCCUGACUCAGCAAAGGAUUACUUGCUUAGCAUACGUGGACUGGGGCUCAAAAGUGUUGAAUGUGUUCGUUUGCUGACAUUACAUCAACUUGCCUUCCCUGUUGACACGAAUGUUGGUCGCAUAUGUGUAAGACUGGGUUGGGUUCCUAUUCAACCCCUUCCUGAAUCUCUACAACUACAUCUCCUCGAGCUAUAUCCUGUCUUGGAGACUGUACAAAAGUACCUUUGGCCUCGUCUGUGUAAACUUGAUCAAAAAACACUGUACGAGCUACAUUAUCAUAUGAUCACUUUUGGAAAGGUGUUCUGUACCAAAACAAAGCCAAAUUGCAAUGCUUGUCCAAUGAGAGGAGAAUGUAGGCAUUUCGCAAGUGCCUUCGCAAGUGCACGACUUGCACUUCCUGCACCUCAGGAGAAAAGCUUGGUGAAUCCGAGCAAUCAAUUCAGUUUCCAGAGUGGUAGCAUGCCCACUCCGAACUCAACUGUGUUUCCUCAGAUUGACGAAAGUACCUGGGGAAAGGUUUUUCACACUAACAAUUCAGAGCCGAUUAUUGAGGAGCCAGUAAGUCCAGCACGGGAAGAACUUCCAGAAAGUUUGGAAACUGAUAUUGAAGAUUAUGAUCCAGAUGAAAUCCCACUAAUUAAGCUUAACAUGGAAGCUUUUGCUCACAACUUGGAAAAUUGUAUUAAAGAAAGCAAUAUGGAUCUCCAGUCUGAUGAUAUCGAGAAAGCACUUGUUGCUAUUAGCACUGAAGCAGCUUCAAUUCCUGUCCCUAAACUAAAGAACGUGAGCAGGCUUCGGACAGAACACUAUGUUUACGAAAUUCCAGAUUCACACUCCCUUGUGCAACAGCUUGGACUAAAUCAACGGGAAGACGGCGAUCCAAGCCCUUACCUAUUGACCAUAUGGAUGCAAGAUGACAUAAAUGAAAUGAUCAAGGCCCCCAAACCAUGUUCUGACUUUAGAAGGGAAGAUGGAUUUUGUAAUAACGAGAAGUGUCAGCAUUGUGUGCUUGAGCGGGAAAACCAAUCUAGAUAUGUCAGAGCCACGAUUCUGGUUCCAUGUCGAACAGGUACGAAGGGUACUUUCCCACUGAACGGCACUUAUUUUCAAGUUAAUGAGGUAUUUGCUGAUCACAAAUCUAGCUACGAUCCCAUAUACGUUGUAAGGAAGGACUUAUGGCCCUUGGAAAGACGUAUGGUCUACUUUGGGACUUCGGUGCCUUCUAUAUUCAAAGGUCUAACAACUGAAGAAAUACAGCAGUGCUUCUGGAAAGGAUUUGUGUGCGUGCGGGGAUUCGAGAGGGAAACCGGGGCACCAAGGCCCCUAUGCCAACACCUGCAUGUCGCGGCAAGCAAAGUGCCCAGACGACGUAACACAGCAGCAGCAGCAGCAGAGCAGAACUCGGAUCCAGCAAAGGCAUCAGCUCAUGGCACCGGUAGUUCUUGAUCUGUGCGCAUGGGCCCUAUUAGUUCCUGCCGGACGAUCAGGAGGACUAUGAGAGGCGGCUGAACCAUGGUCCCAAGCAACAUUACUGGAGGACUAUUGUACACCCGUUCUCGGUUUUUCUUCUAGGAGUAGGAAAUUAAAAAACAGUAUAACGCCGCUACCUAAGAGCCUCCACAGCGUUUUCACGUUCUCAGCCAUCGGAUCGCUGAAACGUAAGAUCGAGAUCAGCCCUGGUCGACACAGGUUGCUCACGCGCUGCAUUCUCGCGGGCUGCUACUCCGCAGAGCGAGUUGGCUUUCCUCUCCAUAAUCGGGCCUUCGGAGGCCCACGUCUUUUCAUUUGGAUGCUAACGCUAACAGCCCAGGUCGUGUACUUUCCAUCGCUAUCCUCCCCAACCGAGCAGUUUCUCUGUUCCUUCCACGCGGCCGUUUCUCGUUCCUCGAUGCGCCGCCGUUCUUUCCUCCUCCUUCUGCCCGUCAUGGACGAACGAUGCAAGAUACGAAAUUAAAAUAGUAAGCAAAGGAAGAGUACAGAGCGGGUGGACGGAAUAGGCGCGGAGGCGGCCCUCUCUCCAAAGAUGGUGACACAGAUGGGCAGUGGAGGGAUGUUUUCUCACCUUCCUGUGCGUAGCAGUUUUGUUGUGAUGGCAAGAUGAUACAGGAGAUGAGGGGAUGGGGGUGACAGUGUUGCUCUUCUCCGUUGAGAUCCAAGUAAGCACUUAUCAUAUUGCAACUGUCCUACACCGUUUAUUCAUUUUUUUUGCAAGAAAUAAUGAGAUGAUCUACCAUAUUUACAUGAGUACAUGUAUGUACUGCAUCUGCUUCACUGUUUAUUCAAAAACCAAUUCGCAGGAAAUAAUGAGACGAUCUUCCGUAUCUUUAUGUUUAGGCUGUCAGCUGUGCUUGAUUAAUUAAACUCUGGGGUACCUAGAGUAAUCACAAUGCAUGGAUAAGUGACCAUCCAACACUGUUGGUGUGCUUCUUAGACGUCAUGUCCUAUUCAUGAUUUGGAGCUACACAUAUACACUAUUGGUUGAAAAUGGGUGAGCAGAACACAAGUCGAUGGAGAGAAAGUUAUGAUUCAGUUGUAUAUACAUUUGUAUCAUGGUAUCUUACUGGCAGGAAGAUAUAUUUGUCUCCAUAAGUGACCCAUUCAUUAUUUGUUGAUGGGAAUUUCUAUUUAAAAAGUUUUGAUUGGAAAAAGAGAUACAGCUCUGUAUCUCAUAUUUUGAGCAACCUGCAAAAACUAAGAUCUGUUGUUGUAUUUAUAUUUUCUGUGGUAUUUGCUCUAAGUUCUAAGCCAUAGUCGUAAAAUAUUAUAGUGAUCUAAACGCUCUUAUAUAUCUUUACGGAGGGAGUAUAUGCUAUUGAUUAGUAUAAUUCUCAAUGGUGAUUAUUCAUUCCAGAUUUUUAGCUAUUCUUUAUUUGACCAAUAGUUUGACAUAUACAAACUGACAAAAUUGUUGGCAAGGAGGGUUAUUAUGCUACUUUAUUUGUAGCUAUGUGACUUAACAUGGAAGAAAUAACACAAAUCUCCAAGCGCAAUUUUGAGAAAACCAAUGUCAGGUAUUGCUCUACCGUGAAGUAUGAAGUAUGAAACCUCCCUGUUUUUGUCACAAUGAAUAAUUUCUAUUUCCUCUGUUUCAAGUGUUUGUUUCUAUUCCCUUGCAAGACAGGAAGAUAUGGUGCGUAUAUUCACUGAUAGGGGAUUGAAUGUAUGUCCUUCAAUUUCUUUCUACUUAUAUGAUGUUUAUCUUAUCUUUCCUUGCUCACAAUUUGAUUGGGAGCUUUUUUUAUCUGCCACGGGGAUGAUAAGAGGUAGCAUUUUAGCGACAUAGAGCAAAGGUGUUUUUUAUCCUUAAGAUAUCAACCAGUUAGUUCAUCUUAGUAUUCACCAUGUGCUGGUAUUUGUAUUUCACUAUUGUACAUUUUUGCAGAGUGAAAAGUGUUACAGUCAUAUGGGCAUAUGAUGACGUAGGCAAGCUCCAGCAAGGCAUGCGUGCAUCAUUUUACUGAUUCAGGUGGAGGCGAUCCCUUUAUAUGCCGACUCGCUAGAUUGUUGGUAAUUUGAGCCUCCCUUGCCCAUGCCUCAUAUUAUUGCAUGUGUUGCAUUGUACAGAAUAGCCUCUUUAUAGAAAUGAGAUUCUCUUUAGGGAACAUAAACAUUAGGAUUGAUUUAUUUUCUGUAUAUUACAUUGUGCAGGAUAUAUUAUAUCGCCUUUUUGGACGUUUUGGUA